GAUUUGCACGCGUGGAUGGUCAAACAUUUAGAAGAGCAUCCGCUUUUUGAACGUAUAUCAGAUGAGGAAGUGGAAAAGGAUCCGGUAGUUCCAUUAGUUCGUACUGAAACGGAAGAAGGAAAAAAGGUGGAACGUAAUAACGGUCAAAAGUUUUUGGCUUGUUUUAGGCGUCUGGCGAAUUCGAGUGAUGGCUAA
This is a messenger RNA of Acaulospora morrowiae, 195 nucleotides long. The record is from the annotation of a GenBank genome assembly. NCBI's taxonomy places the organism in Eukaryota, Fungi, Glomeromycota, Glomeromycetes, Diversisporales, Acaulosporaceae.